Alosa alosa (allis shad) is the source of this 1436-nucleotide messenger RNA. RefSeq names its product fibroblast growth factor 3 (gene fgf3). NCBI's taxonomy places the organism in Eukaryota, Metazoa, Chordata, Actinopteri, Clupeiformes, Clupeidae. Gene Ontology annotation, cellular component: cytoplasm. Bases 261 to 1112 code for a protein of 283 amino acids. The record is from RefSeq and is a predicted model, not a curated record. Gene Ontology annotation, molecular function: fibroblast growth factor receptor binding; growth factor activity. The transcript has 3 exons. Gene Ontology annotation, biological process: animal organ morphogenesis; positive regulation of cell population proliferation; positive regulation of gene expression.
CGGUCUUCCGCACACCACUGUGUGUACUGUGUAAUUUCAUCCAGCCUGCAUUCUUAUAGUUCGUAUGAGAGAGACUCCUACCUUGCCUUCCUUCCUUACGUAGCUGAUGGAUGUAAUCUGGGGUAUUGUUGGCCGAUUUUUUCAUUUCUGUAAGUUGUUGCACACAGGGAGAUCUUACGACGCCCUCUCUCUUGAAAUGUUAUGCGGAUAUAGUUUAUUUAGAAACAUGAAAGGACGCAGCGGCGACGCAAAAUCUCUUGAUGACAACUGAAUUUAUGUUAAUGCGUUUCGGACUACUUACUUUCUUCUUGGUGGAGCAAAAACUUUUCAAUGGAGAACACUCAAUUUUCUCAACGGAAAGGAAUACGGCACCGGGCCAUCCCAUAAUGCUAUUGCUUUUACUAGUGGUCUGCCUGGGAUUGCUGGAUUCCGGUAAAUCGAAGUCUCUGUGCCUGGCUUCAGAGAAGGCACCCUUGCUAUCCUGUAACAGGGGAGAAACAUGCGAGCCGAGACAUCGAAGGGAUGCUGGAGGACGUGGCGGCGUGUAUGAGCACCUCGGCGGAGCACCGAGACGCAGAAAGCUUUACUGUGCCACGAAGUAUCAUUUGCAAAUUCAUCCCAACGGCCUAAUAGAUGGUACACUUGAGGAAAAUAAUCCUUUUAGCAUUCUGGAGAUCACAGCUGUUGAUGUCGGAGUGGUUGCAAUUAAAGGUCUGUUUGCAGCAAGAUAUUUGGCCAUGAACAACAGGGGACGACUCUAUGCUUCUGAUUCCUUCAACAAGGAGUGCGAGUUCAUUGAAAGGAUGCACGAGCUGGGCUACAACACCUACGCCUCUCGGCACUACCACACCGCACCUCCACUGACCUCCAACAGCAGCAUGGCCAGCAGCGGUCACAGCAGCAAGCAUCGACCCACCCCCGAGAGGCUGUGGUACGUCUCCAUCAACGGCAAGGGCCGGCCCCGGAGGGGCUGCCGUACGCGGCGCACCGAGAGGGCCUCCCUCUUCCUGCCCCGCGUGCUGGCCCACAAGGACCAUGACAUGGUGCACCUGUUUCACAUCAACCGGCAGUACCGGGAAAGCCUCCUGAGAGACUUGGCCCGAGAUGAGUGAAGGGGGCACAUGGGCAGAGCCAGGUGGAGCAGGUGAAUCACACCGACUCACGGCAGCCACCAGAGCACCACUGGAACCCAUCCACCUCAUCGCUAAAAGGUUCAGCGUUUGGAAGUGAUGUCUGUACAGACUCUGUGUUUGGUGCAGUUUGGUGGGAUUUGUCUUGAGAAACGGUGUAGUUGUUGUGGAUAACUUAUUGAUGGUGUUCUCUGACAUGAAAACUGAGAUAGUAUGACAUAUACAUGUAUACACAUGUACACACUUAACAAUGUAGCGAAUCAACAAAAAUAUGUUUGUCUUUGGCGUGUAUGUGGUUUUAGUAAA